ACUCAAAAAAAACAAAAAACAGCUACUUAUAAGCUAAGCCAAACGGGCUCUUAGUAAUAAUUUAAGUUUAAACUUCCUUUUCUGCCCUUAUUAGAUGACUUAUAGCCACACAAAUAUCUAUGAUUUAUUUUAUACCACAGGUUUUAAAAGUCUUCCUUAUUCUUAAACUCAAUGUCUAGUCAAACACCUUUCACAUAAAUUGAGACGGAGGGAGUAUAAGGUAUUGAUUGGAAAGUUGGUUUGAUUUGGAUGAAUCUGUGGAAGCCAGGUAUGGAGUUGGACCUUUGGAGAAACUUAUUAUAUGAGUUAAAAUGAUCACAACUUUGGAAAUUAUUUUUCUUCUUAUUGUUAGCUAUGAUGGUUUAUAAGUUUAGAACAAGAAGUAGAUAGAUAGUGUGAUUAUGGUUUCUAUUAUUUCUUAUUUUUUCCAUUUUGAAGCCACAAAUGUAUUUAUAAACUAUUGAUGGAAAAGUUGGUUUGAUUUGGUUGAAUCAGUGGAAGCUAUGUACAGAUAUGUUUGAAUCUUGUUCAAGUGUUAUAUUUGGACCUUUCCAAUUGUCCAGGGCAUGCAAUAGUUUAUAUAUAAGCCGAUUUGAUAGUUUAGGAGUAAGUUUAGCACUUUUGUUUGUCUAUGUGGUUUCACCUUGGAAAAUGUCAAAGCCAAGACUAGACAACCAUUAGAGGGAGGGGCAUAAUUGAGAAGAAAGACAACUGUAGAAUCUUUCAUGGAUCAAUAGGUAAACAGAGAGCAAAUGUAAGACAGUUCGGAUACUUCACGGGUUCUUGGUGAUUACUGUUAUAUGAUGCCUCCUAACGGAAAAAAGCAUUGUCGAAGUUUACCUCCCGAUGCAUUUACCAAUCUUCCUGAUCAUGUAAUCGAUGUCAUUUUGAUGCGUUUGCCUUGUAAAGAUGCUGUGAGGACAAGCAUCUUAUCAAAGAAAUGGAGGUAUCAUUGGUGCAGACUUACAGAGUUGAAGCUUGAUUAUGAACUUUGGGAAACAAAAAAGGAUAUACUAAACUCUGCAGUUAAAUUUACAAAGAUCAUCUACCAGAUUUUGACCCUUCAUGAAGGACCCAUCACUAAGUUUAUCCUCAACGUUUUUCAUCUAAAGAGCUGUCCUAAGAUUGACAACUUCAUAUAUUUCCUCUCUAAGAAUGGCAUUCAACACCUUGUUCUUCACUUUCCACUAAAUAAUCUAUGCAGAUUGCCUUCUUCGCUUUUCACAUGUUCGCAGUUGAGGCAUCUAACUCUUCAUAAUUGCAUAAUACACCAUCCAUCGACCUUUGAAGGAUUUGAUAGGUUAAUUAGUCUGGAACUCUGUGAAGUCACAAUUUCUGCUGAAAUGAUCAAAAGUUUAAUAUCUCUUUGCCCUUUGCUUGAGCGGUUGGUGCUGGAAAUCUCAGAACUUUUAGACACAAUUGAAAUUAAUGCUCCCAUGCUAAGAUCCUUUGAUUUCAAAGGCUGUAUAAGUUCUCUCUGUCUAAAGAAUGUCCCUCUUCUGGCAAAAGUAUCUCUGAUAGGUAAGGAUUCUCAUGAGGCAGAUUAUGUUGAUUUUGCAAAACUUUUCGAGUCUUGUCCUGCUCUCAAGCACCUCAUCUUGGACUUCUUCUAUUCCGAGCUCUUUAUGGAAGCAAGAGAUGAAGCACCAACAAGGCUUCCCUUUGAUAUUAACAGUGUCAAACGUUUUGACCUGCCAGCAAUUGUGCUAAUGGAUUCAUAUGGGCUCUCAUGUGCUCUUUGCUGGAUAAGAAGCUUCCCAUAUUUAGAAUAUCUCGAGAUUCGGGUUUACAAUGAUGCCGAGGAUGAUCAUGUUCCAGAAUCCCUUGAACUCGAACGUUUCGCAGAUGUGACAUUUAAUCACCUAAGGGAAGUUAAGCUGGGAUGCUUUGUAGGAAUAGCGUCUGAGAUGCAGCUUAUCAAACUUUUAUUAGCCAAGUCUCCAGUAUUGGUGAGAAUUCUAAUCGAUCCAUGGAUAGAUGAUGAACCUUCUGACACAAGAUCAAAAAUACUCGCCGAGGUAUCAAAAUUUUCUCAUGCAUCACCUGAAGCAGAAGUAGUCUACCAAUCAGAAGAAACGGAGGGGUAGUCGACGUAGACCCUUCUAAUCAGAUCGUGAUCUUUGGCUGAAAUGUUUUGGAGGUUAAUAGAUAGAAAGAAAUGUCAGAUGUAGUAGUAUAACACAAGUCUUUUGUCUUGUGAAUAUCUGUUUGGGAACAUAACUAUUUCUGGAUGGAUGUUUUGAAUUGGUUUGUUCUGUAAUAACAUUGUUAUUACAUAUUAA
Molecule: messenger RNA, 2282 nt
Organism: Lycium ferocissimum
Lineage: Eukaryota; Viridiplantae; Streptophyta; Magnoliopsida; Solanales; Solanaceae
Product: F-box/FBD/LRR-repeat protein At1g13570-like
Exons: 4
Coding region: 801-2087 (428 amino acids)
Molecular function (GO): protein binding
Source: RefSeq, a predicted model, not a curated record